This is a messenger RNA of Selaginella moellendorffii, 2784 nucleotides long. RefSeq names its product polygalacturonate 4-alpha-galacturonosyltransferase. The coding region runs from base 354 to 2438 and encodes 694 amino acids. Lineage: Eukaryota; Viridiplantae; Streptophyta; Lycopodiopsida; Selaginellales; Selaginellaceae. The record is from RefSeq and is a predicted model, not a curated record. The transcript is spliced from 10 exons. Gene Ontology annotation, molecular function: polygalacturonate 4-alpha-galacturonosyltransferase activity.
ACAGUGUGGUGAGGAGCCUCUUUGUCCUCUUUCUCCUCUCUCCUCUCCUCUCCCCCUCCAUCGCAUUAGGGAUCGCGCUAUCCCUUCCGCUGGGGCGCUGGCGCCAUGAAUCGCAGGCGCGUCGCUCCAGAUUUUGGAUACAAUGCAGGGGUGCGCCGCGAAUCCCAUCCAGAUUUGGGCAAGGCAAUGCGGUGGAUGAUCUUCAAGGCGAUCGAUCUAGCUCCAUUGGGAGAGGCGGCGAGGAUUUGAAGCAUCUGGAUCGCGUAUUAUGCAAGCAUCGAGCUCCGGCGCCGCGAAAUAUCACUGUGGAUAGGCAGAGUAGCUCAGGAUAGGGAUUUCGGGCGUCCGGCAUCAUGCCUCCCAGUAGAAGAAGCUCAUCGGCGUCCCUCCUCCAGCAGCGCGGCAAGGGAGGCACGGGCAAGCACGGCGGCACCCACAUUCUAGCUACAUUGUUUGCGCUCCUCGUCACAGCUCCACUCGUCUUCCUGGCAGUGCGUUUCAGCAGCUUUGGCUCAGCUUUGAACGCCAAGGAUUUUUUCGAUCAAAGCCAUGGUGCUGAGAGUGCUCGCAAGCUGACGGGACAAGAUCAUCAAAUGGAGAGCUUUCUUCCCGAGGAGGUUCUGAGCGUCAUUCUGGCCAAUUCAGACGACCCAGAUCGGAUACUGAGGCUCAAAGCUGUAAAGGAUACACCGUCUUCUUUAGUACAAGAGCAUGAUGACCAGCAGCUUAAGUUUGAGAACGAUAGUCUUCAGGAAGGACAGGAAGGAGAGAUUACAAACGGGACACCCUCUGUUACUUCCGAUUCGUUCAACUCGUCGGAAACGGGUCAAGGAAAGAGCGGAUUGCUUCUACAAGAUGUGCAUUACCGGGAGCAGCCGCCAGAGCAUAUCAAACUACGCAGGGAAAAGGAGCGACUGCUGCAGCUCACCAAGCACGAUGAGAAAGAGAACGCGCAACUAGAGGCCGAAGCCAUCGAGCGAACUAAAGCUGUGUCGAGGAACAUCAUGGGGAAGUACAGCAUUUGGAGGCGCGAAGACAACGAGAACUCGGACAACCUUGUUCGGCUGAUGCGAGAGCAACUGAUUAUGGCCAGAGUGUAUGCAAGCAUUGCUCAGUCUCGCAACAACUUGAGGCUCCUUCGGGAUUUGAAACUGCGGAUAAGGGAGACCACACGUGCGUUGGGAGACGCUAAUCUGGAUUCUGAUCUCUCUCGUAGUGCACACGAGAGGAUCAGAACCAUGGGGCAGACAUUGACGCAAGCUCGCAGUGAACUAUAUGACUGCGGACUGAUUGUAAGGAAGUUGCGUGCUACGUUACAGUCUUCCCAGGAGUACGCCCAAACAUUGAAGAAGCAAAGCACGUUUCUCAGUCAGCUCGCGGCUAAGACCAUUCCAAAGGCUCUCCAUUGCCUUUCGCUUCGCCUAAACGUGGAGUACUACACACUUCCUCCCGAGAAGCGCGAAUUCCCAUCACAAGAAAAGCUCGACGAUCCAACGCUCUUUCACUACUCACUUUUCUCCGACAACAUUCUUGCGGCAUCGGUGGUAGUUAGCUCCACAGUACGGCAUGCACAGGAACCGCAUAAGCAUGUCAUUCACGUUGUCACGGACAGGCUCAACUACGGCGCCAUGCGCAUGUGGUUUCUCGCCAAUCCGCCUGGGAAGGCCACCAUUGAAGUCCAAAACAUUGACGACUUCAAGUGGCUCAACUCAUCCUACUGCCCGGUUCUUCGACAGCUAGAAUCCGCUGCCAUGAAGGACUACUACUUCAAGCCCGAUCAUCCAACGUCCGUUUCCUCGGGGUCAUCCAAUCUCAAGUACAGGAAUCCAAAGUACCUCUCCAUGCUCAACCACCUGCGCUUCUACUUGCCGCAAAUCUAUCCCAAGCUGGACAAGAUACUCUUCCUGGACGAUGACAUCGUUGUCCAGAAGGACCUCACCGGCCUGUGGAGCAUAGACCUGCAAGGCAAAGUGAACGGUGCUGUCGAGACCUGCGGCGCCAGCUUCCAUCGCUUCGACAAGUACUUGAACUUCUCCAACCCGCACAUCGCCAGGAACUUCAACCCGGACGCGUGUGGCUGGGCGUACGGGAUGAACGUCUUCGAUCUCAAAGAGUGGAAGCGGCGCGACAUAACGGGGAUCUACCACAAGUGGCAGAACAUGAACGAGGACAGGCUGCUGUGGAAGCUCGGAACGCUACCCCCUGGCCUCAUCACCUUCUACAACUUGACGCAUCCAUUGGACAAGUCGUGGCACGUCCUGGGAUUGGGCUACAAUCCAAGCAUCGACAAAGCGGACAUGGAUGCAGCCGCGGUGGUGCAUUACAACGGCAAUCUCAAGCCAUGGCUGGACAUUGGGCUUUCGAGAUACAAGUCGUACUGGACGAGGUACGUGAGCUACGAUCACCCAUACCUGCAGCAGUGUAACAUCAACCAUUGAGCUUGCGGGGCGGGCAUACACCACACUUUCCAAGCGUGCAUAUUGGAAGUGAAUAUUGGAUUUUUUUUUUUUUUCUACUUGGCAAAGGUAUGGUUCCCUUUGUUUCUUCAUAUCCAUUCGAUUCUCUUGCGGGAAAAGCAAAAAAAGAAGCUAACUGUACAGCUCUGCGCGUCGAGAAAACGAUGCCACCUUGCUUUAAUUUGGAAGCUCUGCUCUCUCUUUUAUCCUCGUAGAAGAUGUUUGUGAACUGCAAAAAGAGUGACAAGUGCAUAUGAUAGAUCACAGUGAGAUUAUUUGUCAUGCUCCCCAUCUAUAACUGAUUAAUCACAUGAUAAUGAAAACAGUA